AUGAAACAAUUUUUUGUGGUGAUUCAAAGGCUUGCACUCACUAAACAACAGCCUGGUUCCAGUGAUGAAUUGGAAAAUAGAGCAGCUGCAGCCUAUCCCUUUCCGAAUGCGAUUGGAAAUUUGUUGAGUCAUAUUAGUAAUUUAAAAUAUGAAUCUGAUCAUAAACAAUCACUUUCCGAUUUUACAAUACCUAAUCAUGAUGAAAAUAUUAUUGAUGAUGAAUCAAUUAAAUUGCUAGAUUUUUUGAAUAUUGCUCCGAAUGAAAUUGUUUGCCUGAUGGCACUUUUUCUGGAUAAUCGAACAUUGGCUGCACUUUUGAGAUGCUCCUCUCAUGUAAAUGACAUUGUUGAUGAUGAUGAUCAAUUUUGGCAAAUGAAGUGUGAGUCAAUGAUUUUCAAUAGGAAAAUAUUGUCAUCCUAUAGAAAUAGUGUUGCAAGUUAUAAGAAACUUUAUGAAGAGUUUAUAGCUAAAAAACCUUACUAUCAUUUGAAAGAUUCUCUUGAAAAUGUGUUUACUUUUUUAGAGACCAGCGACUGUUCAAUACUUUCCUCAUUUGAUUUUGGAUUGGUUUAUAUAGACCCUAGAGAAUGUGUAGAAUUUGCUGAACUAGAGGACUCUAAUUCAUUACCAAUUGAGGAACAGAGGAGUAUUGAUAUUGUUAGUAAUAAUUUUGUAAAAAUGUUUACAAUGGGAAUUAGGGAGGUUGGUGUUCUUGUGGACGUUUCAAAUUGUAACGAGUUUAAUGAAUCAGAAUAUCACUCUAAAAUAUUCCCAUUCAUUACAGGGAUGGGUAAAAGAGUUGGAUUCAAGGCCGUCAACUUGUUCUUUAUCAAUUACAAGACAAAUAAGGGAAUUAGUGAGCUCACUUCAACUAUUGAAAAAUCUUACAGACCACUUCCUAGUUAUGUUCAAUCAAAACCUUUGAGAGGCUUUAUUCUUGAUAUUGAAAAACAACAACCAAAAGUGGGAGGUACAGAUUUGGUUGCUAAAGUUGCAAUUCUAUCUGGUGGUUUCAACAAAGAAAUGAUUCCAGAGCCUAGAAUUAUUGGAGAUAAUAGAUAUAUUACUUUUAAUUCCUAUUACACAACUCCUCUAUAUUGUGAUGAUAUUAAGCUCACUGAACCUUUAAAGAUUCUACGGGUUCACAUUAACUUACCAAAUUCCAAGUUUCCACUCAAGAGAGACGAAAGUCUAUAUAUUGUACAAGAAACAAGCCCACCAAGGAAAACAAAAAGCUUUACAUGCCAGGUAAUUAGUCUAGGGUUGGAAAUGAAAAAAAGUGACUUUGCACUUUGUGUUGGAUACUCUUUCAAGAUUCUUGUUAGGAUUAAAAGGUUCAUUUCGAAAAUCCAAAUUGUGGAAGACUCUGUUUCUUUGCAAUUGGUGCACAUAUCAAUUUGGACAAUUAUCAAUCUGAAUUGUCUGAAGACAAGAUUAAAAAUGUGA
Messenger RNA from Naegleria gruberi, 1446 nucleotides. RefSeq lists its product as uncharacterized. Bases 1 to 1446 code for a protein of 481 amino acids. The record is from RefSeq and is a predicted model, not a curated record. The transcript has a single exon. NCBI's taxonomy places the organism in Eukaryota, Heterolobosea, Eutetramitea, Acrasida, Naegleriidae. Gene Ontology annotation, molecular function: protein binding.